AUGCAUGAAGAAGAUGAGCUUGGAGAAGGAGACGACGAGUAUGCGGAGUAUACCAGCGCUCAAGAGCGCAUUGGCCUUGGCAAGAAGUCGAAAAAACUUGAAGCUUCGAAGCGCAAGGAUGCUAUGGAAGCGAUGACCGCAGAUGCCGAUGAGGAAGACGAGGAGACCAUGGAGUGGGAAAGGGAACAGUUGCGGAGAGGCAGUCCAUUCCUAACUUCUCAUGAGGUAUCUCCCACAAAACAGGUCUACAAGCCUGCAGCCAUUCCUACAUCGACUACGAUACCAUCUCUUGGACCGGCAAUGAAGCGCCUGUCUCAGUCUUUGACCGCGGUGACUACGUCGUAUACAACAAAUGUGAAGGCAGCAGCAUCAUUGGUCGAGGAACGAGAACAAUUAGAGUCGUGGUUCGCUGCAUUCAAGGAAUGGGUCCAAAAUGUGGCGACAUUUCUCGAUGAGAAGUUUCCGAAGCUGGAGAAGCUCGAGGAUGAAUUUGUUUCAAUACUCAAAGAAUACUCUGGGAUGAUUGCUCGGCGACGCCAAGCGGACAACCAAGAUGAUCUAUCUUUGAUUUUCGAUCACUCUGAAGAGGUGGAUGACUUAGGACGCGUUCUACCUCGAGCAAACUCUGUUACUGUACGCCAUUAUCAAAGUGCUAUUGAAAGAAUAGUCAAUGAUGGGCAUGGUUUAUUAUCUGAUAAGCAUGCAGCAGAGUUCAGAGAUCCGAGUUUGGGGUUGGCAAAGUGGUUUGGUGGAUGGCGUAGACGCUUUGGUGAUAGUUAUACUGGUGCAUGGGAUGGGCUUGGACUUGUCGGUGCUUGGGAGUUCUGGGUGCAGCUAGAACUUUUUGGAUGGAACCCCUUCGAGAAUUCGCACACCUUGCAUGAAUUUUCGUGGUGUGCUUCACUACACGAGUACUGUGGAGAUAAUGAUAAUGAUGAUCCAGAGUCGGAUACAGGCCCGAAUGAUGACUUGAUUUCCACAGCAGUCGUGCCCCUGAUCUGCAAGGUGGUCGAGGCAGGUGCGCUUGACUCGUACUCGGCAUUGGAUACCCGCAAUAUGAUGAACUUGGCAGAGCAAGUGGAAGCUUCCAUCGGACACGACAACCCCAAAUUCCAGGUGACUAGAUACCUCCUGGUCACCACGAACGAGUUGCUAUUCUGA
Messenger RNA from Suillus plorans, 1161 nucleotides. Its product is annotated as nineteen complex-related protein 2-domain-containing protein. Gene Ontology annotation, biological process: spliceosomal complex disassembly; mRNA splicing, via spliceosome. Gene Ontology annotation, cellular component: nucleus; U2-type post-mRNA release spliceosomal complex. The record is from RefSeq and is a predicted model, not a curated record. The transcript is spliced from 9 exons. Gene Ontology annotation, molecular function: DNA binding. Lineage: Eukaryota; Fungi; Basidiomycota; Agaricomycetes; Boletales; Suillaceae. The coding region runs from base 1 to 1161 and encodes 386 amino acids.